Pseudozyma hubeiensis SY62 is the source of this 2214-nucleotide messenger RNA. RefSeq lists its product as hypothetical. Gene Ontology annotation, molecular function: DNA replication origin binding. The coding region runs from base 1 to 2214 and encodes 737 amino acids. NCBI's taxonomy places the organism in Eukaryota, Fungi, Basidiomycota, Ustilaginomycetes, Ustilaginales, Ustilaginaceae. The record is from RefSeq and is a predicted model, not a curated record. Gene Ontology annotation, cellular component: nucleus; nuclear origin of replication recognition complex. Gene Ontology annotation, biological process: DNA replication initiation; DNA replication. The transcript has a single exon.
AUGGGGGAAGCAAAGAUGGAUCCAAGCGUCGUUGAAGGGGUCCAAGCAUUCGAGAAGAACAGGAAAAAAUUAAGCAGCAAACAACAGUGUUUCAUGCCGACACCUCCACAACAGUCAAAAGGCGGCAGCUCAUCUGUCAAACGGGGCUCGUCUGUGUUUGCGGUUCAGGGUCUCGUCGACAGCCACACGGUCGUUGCAACACCACAUCACUUUUCUAAAGGUCACACACGGCACACGCCCUCCGACACCUCAACACAAGUCGAGCGUGAGCCACAUCCCGGCCUCGCCGAACGUCCCGCAUCCACUAUGGCUAUGGCCACAUCCAGUCACGCCGGCAGAUCCGAUCAGAUCGCCUCUCUGACGAAUCUGCUGGGUCAGCCGUCGCAGCCGCUACCGCCAUCCCUGUUGCUUCAGGACGCAUGCAGCCCCAACACCACCGCUCGGCUUGUAUCCGAUACGCUUGAAGCGCUAUCGCACGAUGCCGACAACGACGAAGGACCUCUGUGCUGGUGCAGCGUAUCUCCAUUGACGUCGAUCAACCCGACGACACUUUUCCGGAACAUCCUCAGCUCUCUCCAAGAGCAAGUGACGCACAUUCAGCAGACGGCUCGAUCCGACUCGGCCAACGCAGUAGCGGGCGGGUCUAGAGGCAAGUACCGAAGGCCCGAGUCUUCUCUCGACUACUUGCUCUGGAGCCUCGGAACCAUCCUAGAUACUAUCGACGGUCGUGUCGUCAUCGUCGUCAAGGAUGCUGAGCGGAUCCGCGAUCUUUGGCCCGAACACAUCUGGACAGCUUUUUGCCGACUACCAUUGCUUGCUGGCAAGCCGGGUCGCAUUUGCUCCGUCCUCAUCUCUACGCUUCCAUGGUCGCAGUACCGCACACCCAGCGGUCUUACUGUCUCGCACCAGCCCAUCACCAUCCGUUUCCCGCGACUCACUCGCUCAGACAUGCUUGCCAUCCUCGCCCUCGACUUCCCUUCACUCUGGAAUUCCUACUCGGCCUCGGUGCAGUCUGCUCAGAUGCAUGCCCGCACAUCAAUUGCACUCUGCGAGCCGUCUACCCUUCUCAAGCUUCACAAGCAACGGUGCGGCCAAGACGUUUCGAUGGAAGCACUCAGGGCACUCCACGAUCAGUUUGUCGGCGUGUUUUACGACUCGGUGCGCUCCAACGUCAGGGACGUAGAAGAGCUCAGGACUAUGAGCGCUGCUGUGUGGCACUCUUUUGUCGUCCCGAUCCAGACGAGGGAGUGCACCACAUCCGACUUGCAGACGCUUCUGCUGGCUUCGUCGCAUCUGUUCAAGGAUGUCAUCUUGCGCUUGCAGACGCGAGAGGUGGGGCCAAGAGAGUGGACACAAGAAGCACGCGUCAAAAGCAUUCAAGCCAGCGCUGCCCGCUUGGCAGCUGCAAAGAUCCCGACUUCUGCCGCAACGCAUCAAGGUGGGCCGGCAGACGACGAUGUCAACAUGGCCGACGAGGAACGCAAGUUCGACGAGGAAGAGUGGCUCGAGCGCGAAACAGCCGCGCUAGAAAGGCUGCGCUCGGCAUCGUCGCAGGCAACCGUCUCGCUCCUACCCUCGCUCGCGCUCAUCCCAACUUUCCUGGUCAUUGCAUCCUUCUUGGCAUCCUACAAUCCAUCGCGACUCGACGUGCGCUACUUCUUGCGAGAUGAUUCGCUCCUCAGUCUUUCAUCCGGCGCCUCCAAGGGCAAAUCCCUCAAAGGUGGUCGCAAGCUCGGUCCAGGCCGCGGUCGCAAAGGCGCUGCCCGCGGACGACCCUCCAAAAGCGCCGUCCGAGUCACCAACGAAGACGGCCAAACCGAAAACCUCAACCGUCAGCAACUUCUCGGUCCCAAACCGUUCCCCAUCGAUCGCCUCCUCUCCAUCUUCCAGGCGCUCAUCACCGAAGCCGCACCGGAAAUGUCGAUGGUCUACUCGUCCCUCAUCCCUGAAAACGAGAGCAACGCGCAAGGUGAUCUGGACAGAUCGACGUUGUGGGAGUUCAGAAGCAAGUCGCUGUCGGUGUACUCGCAGAUCAACGGGUUGGUGGCGAGGAGGAUGCUGGUCAGGACCUCGGCUCAGGACAAGUUGGGAACGAGCAUCAAUUUCAGGACCAACGUGAGCUACAAUGUGGUGGCGGUGCUCGCCAAGAGGGUCAAGUUUGAUUUGGACGAGUGGUUGUGGGAUUGGGGCGCGGGUGGUGCGAAUGGAUUGUAG